Messenger RNA from Haliotis rubra (blacklip abalone), 630 nucleotides. RefSeq lists its product as uncharacterized. The transcript has a single exon. Bases 1 to 630 code for a protein of 209 amino acids. Lineage: Eukaryota; Metazoa; Mollusca; Gastropoda; Lepetellida; Haliotidae. The record is from RefSeq and is a predicted model, not a curated record.
AUGGUCCCCUCUAUCAGCACCUGCAUUGUCCCCUCUAUCUGCACCUACAUGGUCUCCUCUAUCAGCACCUACAUGGUCUCCUCUAUCAGCAUCUACAUGGUCUCCUCUAUCAGCAUCAACAUGGUCUCCUCUAUCUGCACCUACAUGGUCUCCUCUAUCUGCACCUACAUGGUCUCCUCUAUCAGCAUCAACAUAGUCUCUUCUAUCAGCACCUACAUGGUCUCCUCUAUCUGCACCUACAUGGUCUCCUCUAUCAGCACCUACAUGGUCUGUGUACCCUACAUGGUCUGUGUACCCUACAUGGUCCCCUGUAUCUGCACCUACAUUGUCCCCGCUAUCUGCACCUACAUGGUCUGUGUACCCUACAUGGUCCCCUGUAUCUGCACCUACAUGGUCUCUUCUAUCGGCACCUACAUGAUCCCCUCUAUCUGCACCUACAUGGUCUCCUCUAUCUGCACCUACAUGGUCCCCGCUAUCUACACCUACAUGGUCUCCUCUAUCAGCACCUACAUGGUCCCUGCUAUCUGCACCUACAUGGUCUCCUCUAUCAGCACCUACAUGAUCCCCUCUAUCUGCACCUACAUGGUCUGUUUGUACCCUACAUGGACUGUUCUUUGUGCCCCUACAUGA